Molecule: messenger RNA, 1802 nt
Organism: Westerdykella ornata
Lineage: Eukaryota; Fungi; Ascomycota; Dothideomycetes; Pleosporales; Sporormiaceae
Exons: 4
Coding region: 113-1768 (551 amino acids)
Cellular component (GO): mitochondrion
Molecular function (GO): catalytic activity; FAD binding
Source: RefSeq, a predicted model, not a curated record
CGACUCUUGAGGAGUUGGGGAUACCUCCAACCCUUGAUUUCUCUGUUGUAUAUUCAUCACUGUUCGCUGAACGUUUGUUAUCUUGGCGCAUUUUUAUCCUUCACUCAUUAAAAUGGCUACAUCGACGCGGGUUGCAAGAUCUCUGCGCAGUGUCAAGCUUUCAAGCCGUACACAAUGUAUACAGCGCGUCCGGCCUGUAACGCAGGUCCGGUGGAUAUCAGGAGCGACGACUGAACCUCAACAGCCCGGAGAGAAGCGGUCGACCAAGACUGCUCCUGCCAAGACUGUAAAGUUUACCUCAGAAACCUAUCCCCAGAUUCAAAGACAUUCAAAGUUUUCACAGCUUACCAAGGAACAUGUAGAAUAUUUCAAGAAUCUUCUUGGCUCAGAGUCUGCUGUUAUAGAUGGAGUCACCAAAGAUGCUUCGGAAGACAUAGAACCUUACAACAGCGAUUGGAUGCGGAAGUACCGUGGCCACGCUAAACUUGUUCUUAAACCGCAGUCCACGGAAGAAGUCAGCAAGAUCCUAAAGUACUGCAAUGACAAUAUGCUAGCUGUUGUUCCCCAGGGUGGUAACACCGGCCUAGUGGGCGGCUCCGUUCCUGUCUUCGACGAGAUCGUCAUCAACCUUCAACGAAUGAACCAAAUACGAUCAUUCGACGAAGUUUCCGGCAUCCUUGUUGCCGACGCCGGUGUCAUUCUGGAGGUUGCGGACAAUUUCUUGGCCGAGAAGAAUCACAUUUUCCCUCUCGACUUGGGCGCAAAAGGCUCGUGCCAGAUUGGAGGCAAUGUUGCAGCAAAUGCAGGAGGGCUCCGCCUGCUAAGAUACGGUAGUCUCCACGGCAAUGUCCUGGGAAUCGAAGCUGUCCUACCUGAUGGUACUAUUGUCGACGACCUUUCCAAACUUCGCAAGAACAACACUGGGUACGACCUGAAGCAGCUAUUCAUCGGCGGCGAAGGCACCAUCGGUAUCGUCACAGCCAUUUCUAUCCUGUGUCCUCAGCGGUCCCCAGCUAUAAAUGUCGCCUAUUUUGGGCUGGAAAGCUAUGAACAGGUCCAGAACCUGUUUCGGCAAGCAAAAUCAAAACUUUCUGAAAUCUUGUCGGCCUUCGAGUUGAUGGACGGAAGAACGCAAAAGUUGCUCGUUCAGGCAUCGGGCAAGAAGCUGCCGUUGGAAGGGGAGUAUCCAUUUUACGCGUUGAUUGAAACAAGCGGGUCCAACACCGACCAUGACAGCGAAAAACUGAAUUCGCUCCUUGAAGACGUCAUGGAAAAUGGAAUUGUGUCAGACGGUACUCUUGCACAAGAUCAGACCCAAAUCCAAGAGCUCUGGUCUUGCCGUGAGGGCAUCCCGGAACACCUCGGCCACUGGGGCGGUGUUUACAAGUACGAUCUCUCGAUCCCUAUUGCGUCCAUGUACGACCUUGUAAACGAUGUUCGUGAUCGUCUCACCAAGGCCGGUUUAGUGGGCGACGAUGACUCUUACCCUGUCGUCGACGUUGUAGGCUAUGGUCAUAUGGGUGAUUCCAACCUUCACUUGAACGUCCCUGUCCGGUCCUACGACAAGAGGGUAGAGAAGGAGCUUGAACCGUUUGUUUACGAAUGGGUACAAUCAAAGAACGGCAGCAUCAGCGCCGAGCAUGGUCUUGGUCUUCAGAAGAGGCCCUACAUUGGAUAUAGCCGAAGCGAGAUUAUGGUGAAGCUCAUGAAGCAGAUCAAGGACCUCUAUGACCCGAAGGGCAUCAUGAACCCGUACAAGUAUUUAUAAGUGCGUAGACAAUCAAUACAGCUUUGUACCACCG